CCUCUUUCUUUCGGCUAACUUCAUUCCCCUGAAAACUACAAGCAGGCCGCGGAAAACACAGUCAGGAGAAAAACUACCCAAGAGGACAACAAUGGUCCACAGCGCCUACGACACCUUCGAGCUCCUCACCGGCUGCCCCACAAAGAUCGACGCCGUCGAAUCCCACGGCUCCAAGCUCCUCCUCGCCUGCUCCGACGGAUCCCUCCGCAUCUACGCCCCCGAAUCCGACCGCUCUCCUCCUCCCUCCUCGCCCUCUGACCGGACCCAUGAGGCGCUGCGGAAAGAACCCUACGUUCUCGAGCGAGCCGUGAACGCCUUCUCGAAGCGGCCGAUGGUCGCAAUGGAGGCUUCGGGGUCGAGGGAGCUGCUCCUCUCGCUUUCGGAGUCCAUCGCCUUCCACCGGCUUCCCAAUUUGGAGACCAUCGCGGUUAUUACGAAGGCAAAGGGCGCCAAUGCUUACGCGUGGGACGAUCGGAGGGGGUUCUUGUGCUUCGCGAGGCAGAAGAGGAUCUGUAUAUUCAGACACGACGGGGGACGGGGAUUCGUGGAGGUGAAAGAAUUUGGUGUUCCUGAUACGGUGAAGUCAAUGGCUUGGUGUGGGGAGAACAUAUGUCUGGGUAUUAAAAGGGAAUACGUAAUACUGAAUUCGACAAAUGGUGCAUUGUCCGAGGUAUUUCCUUCUGGAAGGAUUGCCCCGCCAUUAGUAGUGUGUCUUCCAUCUGGAGAACUUCUUCUUGGGAAGGAUAAUAUUGGAGUGUUUGUGGACCAAAAUGGUAAACUUCUUCAAGAAGGCAGGAUUUGUUGGUCUGAGGCUCCUGCUACUGUUGUCAUUCAGAAGCCGUAUGCUGUAGGUCUCUUACCAAGACAUGUUGAGAUACGGUCACUCCGAGUUCCUUAUCCUUUGAUACAGACUGUUGUCCUCCGUAAUGUUCGGCACCUUUUGCAAACCAACUAUGCCCUUAUUGUGGCGUUAGAUAACUCUGUUUGUGGGUUAUUUCCCAUUCCUCUUGGUGCUCAGAUAGUACAAUUAACCGCAUCUGGAAAUUUUGAGGAAGCAUUGGCUUUGUGUAAGAUGCUCCCACUAGAGGAUUCAAGCCUCCGAGCUGCAAAAGAGCAGUCAAUUCAUAUAAGAUAUGCACACUAUCUGUUUGAGAAUGGAAGCUACGAGGAGGCAAUGGAGCAUUUUUUGGCAUCUCAAGUAGAAAUCACACACGUGCUUUCUUUUUAUCCAUCUAUUGCCCUUCCAAAAUCAAUUGUGGUACCUGAAGCAGAGAAGUUCAUGGACAUCAGUGGAGAUAAUCCAUAUCUUUCUAGAGGUUCAUCUGGUUUAUCAGAUGAUAUGGAAUACUCACCUCCUUCACAGCUGUUGGAAACUGAUGAGGGCGCUGCACUCGAGUCCAAGAAAAUGAGCCAUAACACGCUAAUGGCUCUCAUCAAGUUUUUGCAGAAGAAGAGAUAUGGUAUAAUUGAAAAAGCCACUGCCGAGGGAACUGAGGAGGUUGUUUCAGAUGCUGUUGGAGAUACUUUUAUAUCUUAUGAUUCAAAUCGGUCUAAGAAAUCAGCCAAGGGCCGACUUAACAUGGCCAUUAGCUCGGGUGCUAGAGAGAUAGCAGCUGUACUGGACACAGCACUACUCCAAGCUCUGGUUCUAACCGGACAAUCUUCAGCUGCUGUGGAACUAUUGAAAACUGUUAACUACUGUGAGAUAAAAAUAUGUGAAGAGUUUCUGCAGAAAAGAAAUCACUACGAUGCCUUGCUGGAACUCUACAAAUGCAAUGCUAUGCACCACGAAGCUCUCAAACUUCUGCAUCAGCUAAUCGAAGAGUCAAAAUCAGACCAGGCACAAGCAGAGCUGAGACAAAAAUUCAAGCCUGAGAUGAUUAUUGACUAUCUAAAACCUCUCUGCGGGACUGACACUAUGCUUGUGUUGGAGUAUGCGAUGCUCGUGCUCGAAAGCUGUCCUACGCAAACUAUUGACCUAUUUUUGUCUGGAAAUGUUCCAGCAGAUUUGGUAAAUGUGUACUUAAAACAACAUGCUCCAAGUAUGCAGGCCACAUACCUAGAACUGAUGCUGGCAAUGAAUGAAAAUGGAAUCUCUGGAAAUCUGCAGAAUGAAAUGGUGCAAAUUUAUCUCUCCGAAGUGCUUGAUUGGUACACAGAUCUAAGUGCUCAACAGGCGUGGGAUGAGAAAGCUUAUUCACCUACAAGGAAGAAGUUAUUGUCUGCUUUGGAGAGUAUCUCGGGGUACAACCCGGAGGCUCUGUUAAAGCAACUCCCUGCAGAUGCUUUGUAUGAAGAGCGUGCAAUUUUGUUGGGGAAAAUGAACCAACAUGAGCUUGCCUUGUCGAUAUAUGUUCAUAAGCUUCAUCUUCCUGAACUGGCAUUGUCCUAUUGUGACCGGGUUUACGAGUCUGCAUCUGCAAAAUCUUAUAGCACUAUAUACCUCACUCUUCUGCAAAUAUAUUUGAAUCCUCGAAGGACAACCAAAAACUUUGGAAAGAGAAUUAUUAACGUGGUAUCAACUCCAAAUUCUAGCGUUCCGAAGGCUGGUUUGUGGAGUUCGGCCAAAUCCAAAGUUAGUCGUCCAGCUAGAAAAAUUGCAGAGAUAGAGGGUGCAGAAGACGUCCGAUUUAGUCCAGGCAGUACUGACAGUGGAAGGAGUGAUGGUGAUGCUGACACAGAUGAUCUCAUUGAAGAAGCAGGUUCUAGUAUCAUGUUGGAUGAGGUCCUUGAUUUGUUAAGCCGAAGAUGGGACAGAGUCAAUGGGGCACAGGCGCUCAAACUAUUACCAAAGGAUACUAAGUUGCAGAACUUGCUUCCAUUUCUUGGACCCCUUCUGAGGAAAUCCAGUGAAGCAUACCGGAACUUUUCUGUCAUCAAGAGUUUGAGGGAGAGUGAGAACCUGCAGGUCAAAGAUGAACUUUGCAACCAACGGAAAACAGUAGUGAAGAUUAUGGGUGAUAGUAUGUGUUCCCUUUGUAACAAGAAGAUAGGGACUAGUGUUUUUGCAGUGUAUCCAAAUGGCAAGACCCUUGUGCACUUCGUUUGCUUUAAGGAUUCACAAAACAUGAAGGCUGUUGUUAAAGGCACACCACGGCGACAACGAUGAUAGUUAACGUUACCAUAUGGCUCAGAUAAAUCUUCACUCAGUUUUGGCAGUUGCACGUCUCUUUCAUGCAUGAGACAUUAAGAGUUUGUCAAGGAGUGGCUUUGAGAGGAGUUAGUUUCACCAUCCUGUUUAUCGCUACUUUUGGAGUCGCUUCCACAAAGGAUAUUGGACGUCUGCAAGUGGUCCGAGGGACACGGACGGGCAGGUGAUUUUGUGAGUGUACCCUUUCAGAAAACAUUAUAUUGGUUUGGUAGAUUGUUUGGGUGUGUGAGGUUUGCAUCUUCAAAUUCUGAGGUUUUCUUAUGUUGUGUGUAUAGUUGGUUUGGCAGGAAGCUGUUUGUUGGGUAGAUGUAUUUGUUUUUUGUUUUUUUCUGUAUGGACUAUAUAGAUCAUUGGUCAAUUCUUUAGGUUUGUGGAGUUUUGAGAAAUAGAUUUGUGAAGUUUUGUAUUCAAUAGAAGUCCCUUGUGGGUGGGUGUUUGUACAGAAGUUGAUAGGAAAGACGUGGACACAAUUUAGCAGUGCUAUCUUCUUAGUGUUGAAGAGAAAUACAAUGCCACAGUAUUAUACUAUCAAA
Molecule: messenger RNA, 3684 nt
Organism: Rhododendron vialii
Lineage: Eukaryota; Viridiplantae; Streptophyta; Magnoliopsida; Ericales; Ericaceae
Product: vacuolar sorting protein 39
Exons: 12
Coding region: 92-3109 (1005 amino acids)
Biological process (GO): vesicle-mediated transport; autophagy; endosomal vesicle fusion
Cellular component (GO): membrane; cytoplasm
Source: RefSeq, a predicted model, not a curated record